Messenger RNA from Naumovozyma dairenensis CBS 421, 1356 nucleotides. RefSeq lists its product as uncharacterized. The transcript has a single exon. The record is from RefSeq and is a predicted model, not a curated record. Lineage: Eukaryota; Fungi; Ascomycota; Saccharomycetes; Saccharomycetales; Saccharomycetaceae. Bases 1 to 1356 code for a protein of 451 amino acids.
AUGUCUAGCGUUACUACCGAUCAAAGGGAAUUGGAAGAGUCAAAUACACUACUUCCAGAAGUAAUUACAACAGGAUUUGUCUUAGACGAAGAAGAAGAGGAUGAAAUCAAGAAUGUGGAGAAUCCUUACUUAAAGAUGUUUGGGCAAACUCCGGCAAUUGAUGCAUUAAGAAACUCCGAAAGAACCAAAAAUUUCAAUACAUACGAAUACGCGGAAUUUUAUUGUCCUGAAUUAUUCGGUUUCAAAAGUCUAAAGCCAUUUAGAAAUUAUAAAGGCUUAGUCAAGGAGACCAAGGACGAUGACAAUAGAAACGACAGUUAUAAAGAAUCAGGGAAAUCCUUUAGUAGAAGCACAGGAAUGGAAAAAUAUGUUUAUGGUGAAGAUCCAAUUAAAUUUGUACAGCAAUUUUUGCGUGAAUACCAGAAAAGAAAUAUUCUAGAAAGUAAAUCUACUAUUUAUACCACCUUUAGAAGUCUGUUACCAGCAAAAUUAACUGCUAUGUGUGCUGCUUCAGAUGGUAAGGAAGAUCCAGAUGCGUUGAUUGAACAAUUUGUUUUAACACAAGUAUCAUGGCAUCAAUUAGUCAAGAAUGCCAUUGACACUCUAAAGCUAUUGGAUGACAACGUAAUCAUCGCUGAAAGAAUCAGUCAAUCCAAGGUAUUUUUAGAAACAGCUUCAUGGGUUAAGACUAAUAAGAGAUUAAGGAAUAUGAUGCCUUUAUUAUCUUUAUCAAACAGUCGUGCCAGGGAGUUUAAUUCAAUGUACCAGGAAGAACGUUUCAACGAGGAUUUCAAUCUAACUAAGGCUAUAUAUUCAUUCACAGGUAACGAAGUUGCCACUUUAACUGGAUGGAGUAUUGAACACCCACAGGAUGUCGCCAUCAUUGCACAGUUCCCACGUAUUGAAGAAUCAGAAUUGAGAAAUAAAUUAGGGGUUUCGAAAUAUACAGACGCAAAGUAUGAAUCUCUGAAGGAUUUCAUUACUGCAAAAGACUCAACAAUGAGCUUAACUAUGACCAAGUUGAACAAAGAAGAAAAUGAUGAAAGUCAAACCAAAAAAAUUGCUUACUUGGAGUACGAUUAUGCAUUUAAGUUAACGGAUGAAGAGUGGACCAAAAACAAGCCAAUUAUCAAAAGAACAAAUAGCAUUUUGGGUACCAACUUCACUGCAAAUCCAUAUGCUAACAAUACUGAGUUUCAAGCUACAGGUAGACAGUGGACAACAUCAGCCUUCAAAGAGAUUAUAAGGGAUAGAAGAUGUAAACAUUGUGGACAUAAGAAGGACAAAAAUCAUUAUUGUUCAGUAGACAUGGUUAUUUAUAGUUACAGAGUCUCGAAACCACGUCAACCUAAAUAA